AUGGUGCUCUUCGUAUUAUUCUGGCUGAUAUGGAUUGCCUUGUUUGUGAUCUCAAUUCUACUCGUCGUGCUCAGUCCCGGCUGCGUUGUGCGAGCAAAGCCGAACUGGUGGCAAACCGCUGUUGCUUAUAACGUAUGGGUGCCUUCGUUCCAAGAUUCCGAUGGAGAUGGUUAUGGUGAUAUGCAAGGGCUUCUUAACCGCCUUGAGAACUUGAGAAAGAGCGGUGUCCAGACCGUCUGGCCAUCACCAUUUUUGAUCAGUGACAAUUUCUCAAAUGCUGUGCGAAGCUAUGACCAAAUGGAUCCUGCUCUUGGAGCAAAUCAAGUUGCUGACAAAGCGAUUAGUGAAAUUCAUGACAAAGAUAUGAAAUUCGUCAUCAAUAUGCCUAUAUCUACAACUUCGACUGAACAUGAAUGGUUUUUGAAAUCAUCAAGAGCAACCCUUCCUGAAAAUAGAAAUUAUUCUGGAUUCUAUCAUUGGGCCUCGAAAGGAGCAGAUGACUAUUUUACUAAUUAUAAAGGAGUAUACUAUAUGCACGAGAAAGGCAACAAAAAUUCAGCAGUUCUGAACUGGCAGAACUCGAAUCUUCGCGCUCAUAUGUUUGAAGUGCUCUCAUCAUGGAUAGAUCGCGGUGUAGACGGCUUCCACCUGACUGGAAUUGAAUAUCUGGCAAGAACUCCUGAUGGAUCAGAACCGGAUUGGUCAGCAAUCUCAGAUGUCAUCAGUGACAUAAGAAAUCACGUAGAUUCCUAUACAAAUGAAAGCACAAAAGCUAGUGGCAAGAAAAUAAAUGAAGGCACGAUUGCUACUUGUGUACAUGAAAUACUAUCAGACAUAUUACUAUUCCAUUCUAAUAAUCCUGCAGUUUGGCCACAGUGGGAGUUCGGUAACCAGUACAUUUCUCGAAUUGCAUCGCGAGUAGAAAGUCGAGCUCAUGCCGAGCUUCUACUGAUGCUCCAACUGGUUUUACCUGGAACGAAUAACUUCUACUAUGGUGAUGAGCUAGGAAUGAAGAAU
Cylicostephanus goldi is the source of this 1017-nucleotide messenger RNA. The record is from the annotation of a GenBank genome assembly. NCBI's taxonomy places the organism in Eukaryota, Metazoa, Nematoda, Chromadorea, Rhabditida, Strongylidae.